AUGGGUCUAGUCAAAGAUUCAGCUUCAGGAAACGACCAGGUUCUAUCACCUGGCCAGAUUGAGGCCCGGAUUGCCAAUGGCCAGUCCAUAGUCAUAAUCGACCAGAAGGUACUUCGUGUUGACACAUGGCUCCCCUAUCACCCGGGCGGGUUUAAGCCCAUUCAACAUUUUAUUGGCAAGGAUGCGACAGAUGAGUUCAUAGUGAUGCAUUCAGCCGAAACUCGCCGGUUGAUCGACCGCUACAAGAUUGGGAGGAUUGAAGGCCCUUGGAACAACCUCGUCCCUCCCAUCCAGGGAGGCCAUGAAGACUCUAAUUGGGAAGAGAAAGAGAAGAAGACACCUCCAAUUGACGGCUCGAACUCGAAUCAUAUCCCCGAAGAGCAAGACCUGGCCUUUUUGAACGCCCAAACCAAGAAGGAAAUUAGCUUGACCCUUGAUCGGUAUCCCUCCCUCGACGCACCCACACAGUCCAAUAUCAUCGAGAGAUACCGUCUUCUGCACGAGCAGGUUCACUCAGAGGGCCUCUAUGAAUGUCGCUAUACCGCUUAUCUCUGGGAACUCGGCCGCUGCGGCCUUCUCUUUGCCCAAAUGCUCUUCUUCCUACACAUCAAAUGGUACUGCACCAGUGCCGUCUUUCUCGGAUGGUUCUGGUCGCAAAUGGUCUUUUCAGCCCAUGACGCAGGCCACAUGGCCAUCACACACGACUUUUUCAUCGACAACCUCAUCGGGAUGAUCAUCGCCGCCCCGAUCGGCGGACUCUCAUUGGGAUGGUGGAAGCGCACACACAACGUCCAUCACCUCGUCACCAACUCGCCCGAACAUGACCCAGACAACCAACACCUUCCAUUCCUGGCUGUCAACCACCGCUUUCUAGGGAGUCUCUUCUCCACCUACCACGAGCGCCUGAUGCCUUACACGGCCCUCGCUAAGCGGCUCGUCCCUUACCAGGCCUACCUCUACUACCCCAUCCUGAUGCUGGGUCGCUUCAACCUGUACGUUCAAUCAUGGCUGUUCCUCGCGUAUGGCCAAGGUCCACGCAAGGGCCCAGCAUGGUGGCACCGCUACUUCGAGAUUGCAGGCAACAUCGUCUUCUGGGCUUGGUUCGGGUACGGGAUCGUCUACCGGUCAUUGCCCACAGCAGGGACUCGGAUCCUGUAUGUGCUGAUCAGCCAUGCGGUGACCAUGCCGUUGCAUGUGCAGUUCACGCUCUCGCACUUUGCCAUGUCGACUGCAGAUCUGGGCCCCGGCGAGUCGUUCCCGCAGCGGAUGCUGCGCACGACAAUGGACGUGGAUUGUCCGGAGUGGUUGGACUGGGUGCAUGGCGGACUACAGUUCCAGGCUAUCCAUCAUCUGUUUCCGCGGGUGCCGAGGCAUAAUCUGCGGCGGGUGCAGAAGUUGGUUUUGACCUUUUGCCGUGAUGUGGGGAUUCCGUAUGCCUUGUAUGGGUUUGUCGGCGGCAAUCAGAAGGUGGUGGGCAGUUUGGCCGAGGUGGGGAGACAAGCGGCGAUAUUGGAUGAAUGUAGGAGGGUCGUGGCUGGUAGAAUUGGCUGA
Molecule: messenger RNA, 1551 nt
Organism: Penicillium alfredii
Lineage: Eukaryota; Fungi; Ascomycota; Eurotiomycetes; Eurotiales; Aspergillaceae
Exons: 2
Coding region: 1-1551 (516 amino acids)
Biological process (GO): lipid metabolic process
Cellular component (GO): membrane
Molecular function (GO): oxidoreductase activity, acting on paired donors, with oxidation of a pair of donors resulting in the reduction of molecular oxygen to two molecules of water
Source: RefSeq, a predicted model, not a curated record